Thlaspi arvense is the source of this 792-nucleotide messenger RNA. Lineage: Eukaryota; Viridiplantae; Streptophyta; Magnoliopsida; Brassicales; Brassicaceae. The record is from the annotation of a GenBank genome assembly.
AUGGUGAAACUUUGGGAUGCGUUAACAGGGGAUGUGCUGCAUUCUUUUGAGCACAAGCAUAUUGUUCGAGCAUGUGCCUUCUCAGAGGAUACAAAACUGUUGAUCACGGGAGGGUUUGAGAAGAUUCUCCGUGUUUUUGACUUGAAUCGGUUGGAUGCACCUCCUACAGAAGUCGAUAAAUCUCCCGGUUCUAUCAGAACUCUCACUUGGCUUCACAGUGAUCAAACAAUACUAAGUUCUUGCACUGAUAUUGGAGGUGUAAGGUUAUGGGAUGUAAGGAGUGGGAAAAUUGUCCAGACAUUAGAGACCAAGUCUCCUGUUACCAGUGCUGAAGUGAGCCAAGACGGACGAUAUAUUACAACUGCUGAUGGAUCAACCGUCAAAUUCUGGGACGCGAACCAUUUUGGAUUAGUGAAGAGUUACGACAUGCCGUGCAAUAUCGAAUCUGCAUCGUUGGAGCCAAAGUCUGGUGAAAAGUUUGUUGCUGGUGGAGAGGAUAUGUGGGUCCGAGUGUUUGAUUUCUACACUGGCGAGGAGAUUGGAUGCAACAAGGGACAUCACGGACCCGUACACUGCGUGAGGUUUUCACCCACGGGUGAGUCCUACGCGUCGGGGUCUGAAGACGGGACCAUCAGAAUCUGGCAAACGACACCUGCGAGUGUUGCGAAUGUUGAAGAGAACGAGUCAAGUUCGAGGAGGGUGAAGCAUAGUGUGGAUGAAGUUGCUAAGAAGAUUGAAGGAUUUCACAUCAUCAAGGAAGGAAAAACCGCUGAGAAACCAUCUGAUGCUUAA